AUGGGAAGUGCCUCGAUGUCCCCGAUGAUGGCCGCGGGCAGCUCCUUGUGCCUGUGCCUCUCCAUGAUGCUCUGCUGCCUGCUGCCGAUCAUCAUCCUCGCGUCGAUGUCGAUGCCGGGCUGCCCAGAGGACUGCGCGGUGGAGGGCGUAAGUUGCCGGGACGAGCCGUCCAGGGAGGCGUUGUGCCAGGAUAUCGAGAGGUAUUCUUUCGGUUCUUUCUACCAGGCUCACUUCUUCAAUUUCAUGAGCUCCGGCGGGUAUGGAAACAUCAGCGAGUACACCGAGAUCAACCGGAUGGCGGGAAGACACAUCGAAUACCUAUUUAUGUUCUCCGCCUUGCUCGGCAAGUUGUGGAUGGUGCUAUGGUUCUUGGGCACGGUCUUCUACCUGUUCCCCAAGGCCCGUGACGAAGAGAGCACCGCUUUCACGUCGCCGCCGAGCACCAUGGGAAAGUCGUACCCGCAGGGCGACGUGGCCUAG
Messenger RNA from Prorocentrum cordatum, 480 nucleotides. Lineage: Eukaryota; Dinophyceae; Prorocentrales; Prorocentraceae. The record is from the annotation of a GenBank genome assembly.